This is a messenger RNA of Dothidotthia symphoricarpi CBS 119687, 1946 nucleotides long. RefSeq lists its product as uncharacterized. The transcript is spliced from 5 exons. Gene Ontology annotation, molecular function: metal ion binding. Bases 192 to 1724 code for a protein of 510 amino acids. The record is from RefSeq and is a predicted model, not a curated record. Lineage: Eukaryota; Fungi; Ascomycota; Dothideomycetes; Pleosporales; Dothidotthiaceae.
CGCAACCGAAAAAUACAUAAGCAUCGUCAGACCCCACAUAGUGAAAAGACGACAGCCAUGUCCGUUUAGGGGAAGGUAGGUGUAAUUUGGCUGCACGUUUCUGAGCGCACUUUUCUCCAUCGGUAGUAUUGUUUCUUCUUUGUCCCGGAAAUCGGCUUGACUCGCCAGCACGACAACGGUUGGGCAAAGAGAUGGGUGAACCGGAGAAUGUUGCGGGCUUGAGGGCGCAACUGGACGCUCUCAAGUUUCAGGGUGCCAGUGCUAUGCGAGAGUUCGAGACUGUUACUGCAAAAUAUGGCAAGGUACUGGGCCAAAGUACCGAAAGCUAUGAACAGCUACUCGCAAAGUACGCAGCCUUACAACAGAGUUACGAGCAAGUCAAGGUGGCCGCCGAAGGGGAUGGAUCUGCAGAUCCGUAUGUAAUUGUGCUUAUUGAUGCACACAGCCAUAAGUUCAGGGGUGACCUUGUGCGUGGCAUGAACAAUGGCGGAUCUCAAGCAGCAAAAUUACUUACGGAAGCGGUGAGGCAGUAUCUUCCCAAAACCAAAAAAUAUCGCCUCGUGGUACGGGUCUAUGCCAAUAUGAAGGGUCUCUCUCAGGAAGCUUUCAAGGCUGGGGUUUUGCAGAACAAUCAAGGGGGACGUUCUUUGAGCGCGUUCGCCGUGGGCUUCUCGCGUGAAGACACCCUUUUCGACUUCACCGACGUGGGAGAUCAAGCGAUUGUGGAAGCCAAGAUCGUGGAGAUGUUCAAACUCCACGUCAAAAGCCCUCAAUGCAAGGCUGUUCUUCUAGGCGCUUGUUGCAGCUCAGGAUAUAUGCGUGUGCUAGAGGCAUACUCACUCUUUUACGAAAAGGUUUCUCUUAUCCAAGGAAAAUCUCUCGAUCCCGGAAUUAUGCAACUACCAUUGAAAAAGGUGGCAUUCUCGCAAGUGUUCUGUUCCGCAAAUCCAAACGGCGCCCCCGUAGAAUUACCUGCCGAAGUCCCUACAAACAUCUUAAAAACGGAAAUCUGUUGGGCAUUUCAAAAGGAAGGUUGUUUCCGACACAACUGCAAAUUCAAACACGUCGAGAUUGGCCCGAAUCCUCAAGCACCCGCAUUCGUUCCAACCAACGCUCCUCCAUCCCCUAUCCCCAAGCGAAUUCGCACGCCCAAACCACCUGCCGUCAGCGCCGAAGCGCGCUCGCGGAAUACCAGAUCCCCACUGCAAAAAUCCAUAUUUGCUACGCACCUUCCCCGGCAAGGCAUCACGGGCAAAAUCCCCAUAAACGCUGCCGCCGAGCGUCUGGAUUUAUACAUGAAGGCCCCUACGAGUGCGCAAUGGGCCGCUUACGAAGAACGCAUGUACACCAAAAAACCCUGCAACGCCUAUCACUUGCACGACGCGUGCGACCGGAACCCAUGCCCAGACGACCACGCGCCAGUAAGCCCGGAUGUGUACUAUUGUCUGCAGUACGUGCUACGCGGCUUCCCGUGCGAGAAGGGAGGGAGGUGUAGGUUGCUGCUUUGCUACAGUGGACAUGUGUGCCAGAGUGACGAGUGUGUGCCGAUGAAGCAUGAUGAGUGCACGAUGCCGGCUAGCAUGCACGAUAUGGAUUUGACGCUUGUCGAUUGGGUGCAACCUGAGAUGCCGAAGAUCGAUUGGGCCGAAGAGAGUGAGCAGGCGGCGGCGAUGAAUGGGAGGUGGGAGAGUCACGAUGCGCCGUUGAUUGAUCUUCUAGCUUAGUCGGGGAAGACGGAAAGGAGGUCCAGGGGCCGACAGCGCGCUAUUGAUGUGAGUGUAUGUGUGUACGUGUGAGAUAUGUGAAUGUACAGAUAUACACAUACAGUACAAGACUGUCUUCAACAGACAGACACAUACGUACAGUACAAAACUGUCUUCAACAGACAGUCACCUAUUCGGUAUGCUCCAGGCACAACAUAUAUAAGCAGAAUAAAAUGGACUGCC